AUGAAAAGAACAGAAACUUCCCAAGAACCUGAAACUGGCCAAGCUCGACUGAGUGUAGAAACCGAAACAGCACCAAAAGAAACUUUGAAAACUGAAGACGUAGCUCUUCAGUCCAUAACUCUGGCCCAAACUGAGCGGAAAUCCAGUCCUCCCAGUGCACAAUCUGAAUCCUUAAUGAACCGCGAGAAACUGCACCAAGCAAAACACAAGAAAACCACCCAGCUGCCUUGGAAUCUGACCAAACUGAACAAGAACUUUGAUGCAAUAACUGAUGCUGGAGCAGGAGGGUCAGUUUCUCUACAAUUAUUGGCAGAUGGUUAUACUCAGUUUACACCUCAUUGUAUAACUUGGUACUGCCCACAGGCAUUCACCAUAAGCAAACAGUGUAAGUCCCAAUGUAUCAACCAUGGAAGAUAUUGUGCUCCGGACCCCGAACAAGAUUUCAGCUCUGGUUAUGACGGAAAAGAUGUAGUUCUUGAGAACUUGAGGCAGCUAUGUGUGUUUAAAGUGGCCAACGAGAAUAAAAAGCCAUGGGUUUGGUGGGAUUAUGUUACUGAUUUUCAAAUAAGAUGCCCCAUGAAGGAAAAGAAAUACAACAAGGAAUGUGCUGAGGGUGUUAUCAGUUCCUUAGGACUUGAUCUGAAAAAGAUCGAAAAGUGCAUGGGUGAUCCUAAUACUGACUCAGACAAUCCCGUUCUGAAAGAAGAGCAAGAUGCUCAGAUUGGGAAAGGAUCUCGUGGUGAUGUAACCAUAUUGCCCACCCUCGUUGUCAAUAAUCGUCAAUAUCGAGGGAAGUUGGAGAAAGGAGCUGUUUUAAAGGCUAUUUGUGCUGGUUUUGAGGAAACUACAGAGCCAUCCGUUUGUUUGAGUGGUGACGAGCUAUUGAGUGGCUCAUACGGAAGUAACGGAACCCUACACGACUUGCCACAUCACUCGCCUCUUGGGCGAGCCGAUCCUGCUCGGCUUAUAUUGAUGAAUGUAAAGAAAAGAAAACUUGCCAAUGCCCUGAAUGUAGCUGCAACUGCAAGAAUACAUCGUAAGAGAGCUACUGAAGUAAAAUCUGCUUGGGCAGUCAGUGGCGGACCCAAUGAAGGCCCAAUGCAGGCAUCUGCCUGCACUGGACUUGGGUCACCCCAUUUAGUGGUUGGUGUUGCUUGGCUAGCUGAAGCUGAAGGUUUUUCCAUUCUCUGCCUGAAGAUCGGUGUGCAUGUUAUCUCUGGUUAUGCUCUACAGUUUUCAUCUUCAUCCUUUGAAGGUUGCCCUUCUAAUACAAAAACUGAGGUUCGUUUCCUGCUCUCCUCAUUGGCUCAUCCGUCUUCUCCUGGCAACAAAACUAGCACCACCAGUAGGGGCAGCAACUGCUACUGCAGCACCAGCUCCAACGUUCGUGACAAGGUACUCAAUGUUUGGUUGUUGGUGGAGCGUAGCAAAAAGGAUUGGCCAGUACAAUUUGAGCUAAAUUGA
Messenger RNA from Fraxinus pennsylvanica, 1464 nucleotides. The record is from the annotation of a GenBank genome assembly. Lineage: Eukaryota; Viridiplantae; Streptophyta; Magnoliopsida; Lamiales; Oleaceae.